This is a messenger RNA of Striga asiatica, 4005 nucleotides long. NCBI's taxonomy places the organism in Eukaryota, Viridiplantae, Streptophyta, Magnoliopsida, Lamiales, Orobanchaceae. The record is from the annotation of a GenBank genome assembly.
UUAAAAAGUCUCUAAAAGUUGAAAUUGAAUACACCCGUAAGUCACGACCAAAGUAACAGAUCCAGAAACUGCAGUUCUACGCAGAUCUGAAACAAACGAAUUUUACCCUCGCCAAGGUGGACGACCCCCAAACCGGCAACCGUAGGUCCUCAACACCCUCCACCCCCAAUACCACCGACGACCCUGGCCAGAACACAAAACUUAAACUACGACCCAACCCCUCCGGCCAUCCCCUCAGCCCAACGCUAGGGAAGAAAAGGACACGGGGGGAAAAGAGAUCUCCGACCUUCGCCCCGACCACUGCAAAAAAAGGUAAUCGAAGUCGCAGCUCUCACCCAGAGAAACGCCGUAAACCCACCACCGCAAAGACGUCGGGGAGUCGUCGGACCCCCGCCUUACCACGGUGACCAGACUGAGUGCAGAACCUACUCGGGGGACGACACGCCACCUCCACCAGCGAAAAAGAAGCAGUCUCGGGCGAUGAUUCUCUGAGAGCAGAGCCGCAAGCCCGUUGAUGGCUAUUGGGCCGAAAUACUAAUAAAAAGUUGGUAUAAAAACGCUUUUUAUUUUAAAAUUAAAGGGCUGACAGACGGUGAAAAUGGUACAAUAUUAGGUGCGAACACCUUUACAAUCGCACUUCGCACACGAAGGCUAAGCAUAGAGGAAAAAGAAGAGCAAAAAAAAUGGCUAAAACUACUGUGUCUUCCAAACAGCUCGGCCGGUUCCGUGUUGAGCUUUCGAUUAAGUUCCAGUCAUCAGGCAUCAUUUGGAUAGUAUCAUCAUAUUCUACCAUGGAUAUAAGCAGUAACGAGGAGGAAGAGAUAUUUUCGCAUACGAAAAGGGUAAAAAAAUCCCAUGAAGAAAACCACGAUUUUUUUAGUGACUUGCCAGACUCGAUUCUGGUUCACAUUCUUUCCUUUCUACCGCUACGUGAUGCCAUCAGAACUGUUGUUCUUCCAAGAUUCGGUAAACUUUGGCUUAGCUUGCCGGUUCUUGAUUUGGACCACUGCACGUACCAUGAGUAUGAUGAAGAUGCGGAUGAGGAAAUUUGUGACUAUGAAAACUUCAUGCAUGUAGUUCAUAAGGUUUGGAAUCAUCAGGAUGAGAAUACGCUGGAUAAAUUGCACCUCAGGUUUGCCCUUCUGCUGUCUUAUUCACAUUACACUGAGUGUGAUCUUAAUAAUCCCAACGUUAGUGAUUAUGAAAGACGGAAGGUGGAAAAAGAGAGGGCCGCCUUAUAUCAAGUGGGGAAAUUAAUCAGUUAUGCCGUGAGCAGAAAAGUCAAGGUUUUGGAUAUCGAUCUUAAGGGCUGUGAGUUUAUUGAACAAUAUUAUGAGUUACCGGAUGUUUUAAGUACUGGAUACUUGACAAAUUUGCAGUUGGCCGCUUGUGACAUUAGAUCUUGCGAGCAAAUAAAUCUGUCGGCACUGAGAGUCUUGUUUCUACAUAGGGUUUUAUUGAGUGAUGAAGCCAUAGAAAGAAUCUUGAAUGGUUGCCCGUUUCUUGAGGAUCUGUCUGUGGUUGAUUGUCAUGGCUUUCGCCAGUUGAAUUCCAAGAACCCAAACUUGAAAAAGCUGAUGCUUUGUGUGGCCGUGAAUAGCUGGAUUGUGUUCGUCGAGUGUCCUCACGUAGUGUCAAUAGAAAUAUCUGGAUGGAUCGAUGGUGUGUUUUUGCAUCAUGUCUCAUCUUUGGUCGAAGCUUCCGUCCACUAUAGCUACUUGUUUAAAUGCAAGGACAAGGAUUAUUCUCUAGUGCGGGUCCUACUGUACAUGGUUAGAUGGUGCAGGACUUUCAGCAUAUGCACUUGGAGUAUUUUGAACGAAUUGUUGAAAGAGUACUUUCAAGAUAUGAUGUCAAUAUGCAAGUUGAAGAAUUUCUUUUGCCCACAGUUCCAGUGGAAGCAUAUCAAAGUUGAACUUGAUCUCUCAAAAUGGCACCUUCCUGGGCUUUUUCUCCUCCUGAGACGUUCUACUUCUCUCGUCACAGUGAAAAAGGGAGCCACCCUCGCGGGUGGCGUCGACAAAACCCUCGUACAGAUACGACGAAGCCCAGAGAAAAAAGGCAAAGAUGGCGCCAAAACAGCUAGGAACCCUAGAUCCGUUUUCAAUUGGGGUUUCUCAAUUUCUCCAAGUCCAGAAGCUGCAGGUCGUUUAAUAAAUUACAUUUGUGAAGUCGACUUAAAUACGUUUGUCACUGUGAUUGUAUCAUCCGUCUUAUGUUUCGCAUCUAACCAUCUAAUUUUGCACUUCAGCCUAUUCUGUGUUGAGAUUUCGAUUAAGUUCCAGUCAUCAGGCAUCAUUUGGAUAAUAUCAUCAUAUUCUACCAUGGAUAUAAGCAGUAGCGAGGAGGAUGAGAUAUUUUCGCUUACGAAAAGGGUAAAAAAAUUCCAUGAAGAAAACCACGAUUUUUUUAGUGACUUGCCAGACCCGAUUCUGGUUCACAUUCUUUCCUUUCUACCGCUACGUGAUGCUAUCAGAACUGUUCUUCUUCCAAGAUUCGGUAAACUUUGGCUUAGCUUGCCGGUUCUUGAUUUGGACAACUGUGUGUACCAUGAGGAUGAUGAAAAUACAGAUGUCGUGAUUUGUGACUAUGAAAACUUCAUGCAUGUAGUUCAUCAGGUCUGGAAUCAUCAUGAGAACACGCUGGAUAAAUUGCACCUUAGGUUUGCCCUUGCGCAAUCUUAUGCACAUUACACUGAGUCCGACCUUAAUAAUCCCAACCUUAGUGAUUAUGAAAGACGGAAGGUGGAUAAAGAGAGGGCCGCCUUAUAUCAAGUGGGGAAAUUAAUUGGUUAUGCCGUGAGCAGAAAAGUCAAGGUCUUGGAUCUCGAUCUUAAGGGCUGUGAUUAUAUUGAACAGUAUUAUGAGUUACCAGAUGUUUUAAGUACUGGAUACUUGAUGAAUUUGCGGUUGGUCGCUUGUAAAAUUAGAUCUUGCGAGCAAAUAAAUCUGCCGGCACUGAGAGUCUUAUCUCUGCAUAAGGUUUUUUUGAGUGAUGAAGCCAUGGAAAGAAUCUUGAAUGGUUGCCCGUUUCUUGAGGAUCUGUCUUUGUUUGAAUGUCGUGGCUUUCGCCAGUUGAAUUCCAAAAACCCAAACUUGAAGAAGUUGAUGCUUAGUCUGGCUUGGAAUAACUGGGUUGUGGCCGUGCAGUGUCCUCAUGUAGUGUCAAUAGAAAUAUCUGGAUGGAUCGAGGGUGUACGUUUGCCAAUAAAGGACAGGAAUCAUUUCUCAUCUUUGGUCGAAGCUUCCAUCUACUAUAGCAGCUUUUUUAGAGGCUGGGACAAACCUUAUUCUCGACUGCGGGUCCUACUGUUCAUGGUUCGCCGGUGCAGGACUUUCAGCAUAUGCGCUUGGAGUAUUUUGGUGUUGUCAAUAUGCAAGUUGAAGAAUCUCUUCUGCCCACAGUUCAAGUGGAAGCAUAUCAAAGUUAAACUUCAUCUCACAAAAUGGGACCUUCCCGGGCUUUCCUUCCUCUUGAAACUUUCUUCUUCUUCUCUCGUGGAACUUACCAUGCUUACCCUUGGUCAAAAUGACUCGUUCUUUAAGACUGUGUACACAAGAUGGAUUUGGGAAUAUGAUUUUGAUGGAGAGGGAUACUUGAACUCACAGAAAGCAACCUUACCCUACCUCGAGAGCAUUAGGAUACAUAGCUGCCAUAUACGCGACCCGUAUUUCAUCCAGAUUGUGAAAUUUCUGCUGAAAAUUACUCCCAGGUUGCAGAAAAUGGUAAUUUCAACCGAGAAAGAAUUUACCUCAGAACAACAACUGUUUGAGCUCUCGGAGGAGUUAUCAACGUCGCCUAGAGCCUCAUUGGAGGCAUUGGUGUGUAUCUCGUAAAAUCCCAUUAUGAAUUGCUACUUAUGGCCUCGUUAUUGCUUUUGAGGUGAAAUUACUUGAAAAAUGUGGCUUGUAAUCUCUGGAAACGGGAGAAUCAUUAGAUCACUUUCUUCUAUUAUGAAUGGGUCUUAAUUUAUGUGAUCUACUUUCUCAAAACUAGUAAUUACCC